Messenger RNA from Rosa rugosa (rugosa rose), 1743 nucleotides. Its product is annotated as UV-B-induced protein At3g17800, chloroplastic. NCBI's taxonomy places the organism in Eukaryota, Viridiplantae, Streptophyta, Magnoliopsida, Rosales, Rosaceae. The transcript is spliced from 4 exons. The record is from RefSeq and is a predicted model, not a curated record. The coding region runs from base 183 to 1460 and encodes 425 amino acids.
UCUCAACUACGUACGCCCACAGAAAUGAGAAACAUUUCCCAGUCGACGUAUCCCCACGCUUGACACAAACAUUCAAGUCACAAGUCACAAGUUCACAACACACGCUUCUCUCUCUCACCGCCACCAGUUUUAUUAUUUUGUAAAUUAAAAUUUUGGGGGUUCGAAACUUGUCAGAGCUCAAAAUGGAAGCAGCGAGUGUGUUCCAAUCAUCAAUUGCGGCCUUUAGGCCUUGGAAUUCUGUCGGAAGAUCCCGUCUUUUGAUGGCCAGCGGUCCCAAGUUUAUGCCUUUGGGACAUUUGGGUUCCAAAUCUCACUCCUCAAUCAAGCAGCAUCAGUUUUCAAAUUCAGCUGGAACUGGAAGAAUGGGUUUUGGAAGGAGGAGGUGCUUGGUAGUUAGGGCGUCGUCUUCAUCUCCGGACUCUGCUGGUUCUAGUGCUCCAAUUGCUCCACUUCAGCUGGAGUCGCCGAUUGGACAGUUCCUAUCUCAGAUGAUGAUAAACCACCCUCAUCUUGUGCCUACCGCAGUUGAGCAGCAGCUCGAACAGCUCCAAACUGACCGCGAUGCUGAGCAGAAGAAGGAAGAGGCUUCCGCUUCAGACACUGAUCUUGUGUUAUACAGGAGAAUUGCGGAGGUUAAAGCUAAUGAAAGGAAGAAAGCUCUUGAAGAGAUAUUAUAUGCGUUAGUGGUGCAGAAAUUCAUGGAUGCCAAUGUUUCUUUGGUGCCUUCCAUUGCCCCUGCUGCUUCAGACCCUUCUGGCCGAGUUGAUGCAUGGCCGAGUCAGGAUGACAAGCUCGAGCGUCUGCAUUCUCCUGAAGCCUACGAGAUGAUCCAGAACCACCUGUCUCUCAUCCUAGGAAAUCGGUUGGAUGACUCGACCUCUUUAGCACAGAUAAGCAAGCUCAGAGUGGGGCAGGUUUAUGCAGCAUCUGUAAUGUAUGGAUACUUCCUCAAGCGGGUUGAUCAGAGGUUUCAGCUUGAGAAGACAAUGAAGAUCCUUCCAGGUUCGCUGGGUGGAGGUGGAGAAGACAGUGAUAUUCAAAAAGCCGUGGGAGAGGACAAGAGGCCUGGUGGUGUGGAUGAUUCUUUGCAAGCAGCAGCUUCCCAUCCUGAAGUAUCUUCUUGGUCUGGGGGCAUGGGUCCUGGAGCUUUUGGUAAUGUGAUCAAACCUUCCCGCUUGAGAACCUAUGUGAUGUCUGUCGAUGGAGAGACCCUUCAAAGAUACGCAACAAUCAGAUCGAGAGAGGCUGUUAGCAUCAUUGAAAAGCACACUGAGGCGUUGUUUGGAAAACCUGAUAUUGUUAUAACACCUCAGGGAACUGUUGAUUCUUCCAAUGAUGAACACAUCAAAAUUAGCUUUGGUGGUUUGAAGAGACUUGUUUUGGAAGCUGUGACUUUCGGUUCUUUCCUCUGGGAUGUUGAGAGCUAUGUGGAUUCCAGGUACCAUUUUGUUACGAACUGAGCAAAGUCGAGUUAAGAUCCUGCCAUAGUGAACUACAUAGAUGGUGGAGGCAUGACUGAACUGACCUACUUAAACGGGAUAGUUAAAGUCUUAGAACUAGUGAAAAUACCAUGUAUUUGGUGCUCUGUAUAUAACAUGUUUAAGAUUUAGUCUUUGUCCCAGGUCUCAGAUGAAUGUGGUAGUUCAGGACUUAAUUACAUUGGACCUCCACUUUUAAGUGUGGCAAGUCUAUUGUUCAGCAAGAUUGAUUUGUUCAUAGAUGAGCAGCUUUUUAUUUCAUCAA